AUGCCCAAAGCCAACCGCAUCGAUGACGCUUUGACUAUCAACGAUGAGAAUGACCGUAUACUGGAAUUCUGGCUCUAUGCUCGGGCCUCCUCUGAGUUCUGUGAGGAGCAGGACCCGUCAGACUUUCUUUUUGUUACAAACCUGGGGGGUCAAGAGGAUAGAAAAACGCUGGCGAGCAGUUUGGAUAGCGUUGAACGUACCCCAGAGUCCCUUGAGGCGUGCUUUCUUCGUCGGAAGAUAACAUUAUCGCUCCCCUUCGUAGAACAGUUCGUUAAUGAAGCUAACACGGUGGCACUCUACGUGCGACCUCCCCAGGAGCAACCGGAGGGAAGUACAUCCAUACCACCGAAAACAACAAAGCUGGUGGGAAAGAAAGACCGCAACAAGAGAGAUGAAGAUGUGGUUUCACUUGAAAAAGCAGAGAAGAUACUGUUUCUAAGCUUUGAUUUGGUCGAUCUCCUGACGAUGCCGUCCAUGCGGCUACCGGUAUCUCUUGCCCCAGAUGCGAUGCUACAGGAUUGUGCCAUCGAGAUUCGAUGCGGCACCGCUUUUCUACCACCGACCAAGCUCAAUAGAUACCGUCCGCUGAAGAUUGAGGUUCACUCCAUUUGCAAUCUUCCAAAACCAAGCGUCCGAGAUGAGCCCGUAUUUCUGUCAGUGAAAUUUGGCGAUAUUCAGUUUCGAUCACCCAAGCUUGAUGUGGCCCCGAAUGGAAAAGUAUUAUAUCGCCGCGUGUUGUUUUUAGGCACACAGACCCCUUUGAGUCUGUAUCAGAAGGCCUUCUUUCAUAAAAUAGAAGUCUCUGCGUUCUACGGGGCAAAAACAUGCGUGGGGAUCGGAACACUAUCGCUACGUGCAGCCGUGACAGAUCGGCAGACAGAGUUUAGUGAAACAGUGCAUCUUUUGCCUAACCGUACUACACCUGCUCUGGAUGAUAAUUGCCUCACCAAAGGUGCGAUUGUUUCUCUGCGGUUCGAUUUAUUCACCCCGUUGCCGUAUCCAAGUCACGUUGACAGUGACGGGCAGCCUGCACACGGUCGAUUCCUUACGCGUGGUCUUAUACGAAUGCCCUAUGCAGCUAAGUGGACAUCAAAUGUUUUGGAGGCAUUGAUCACUACGCUUCUUCAGUUCAAAAAAGCACACGAAAAAAGCGACGUGUAUCAAUACAAGCUGCCUCAACCAGAGCCGGAGGCCCCGCCACCCAAAGAUAAGAAAAAAGACCGUGGCAAACCACAUAAGGGCCAGGUGCUACCGCCUCCUCGACCCCCUUCUCCUAUAUCCCUAUUUGAUGCUCCUUUCAAAAUUGUCACACCGCCUGGGAUUAGUGGGUUCGAAGUGAUGGACGAUAACAUGCGAAUCAUUUGUGUGGAGGGACCCGCCGCAGAGGUGCAUAAGAUUCUCGAGCGGGCUAGUGCGGCUGCCGGCCACGACCCGAAACUGGUGUUACUCAUGAAUGCGGAGCUGUUUGUGCCAAGACGUAGUUACGUUGUGUUUCCACCUCUGGUGACGGUGCCACAAAUAGUAAACGACACUACUACAGGUGAUGAGGCUAGGACGAUUUUGCCUAAGGAAGGAACAGUGGCGCCAUCCGGUCUUGGGGGUCGUGUCACUGAACGUGACUCCACUGUCGCCGGGACGGUGGAGUUGUUGUCCUCGCCGACCUCCACAGCUGAGUGCAACCGAGAAGCCGGGGAAAUAUUCGACAGCGCCGAAGCGGAGGCUGGCGGCACGGGAGGACGAAUUCACCGCAUACGUAUCAAGGAGACAAUUGAAUCACUAGUCUCGCAGCAACACUACCUUCUGAAAAGGGUGCUCUCGGAAAGUUGUGUCAAGUGUUACACAAAACUAGAUGCUUUGUGCGGUUGCCUCUCUCUCUGGAAUGCCCUUGAGCGUGAUCUGUUUCCAACGCCAGAGGAGCUUAUUGCGUUGGAGCGUUCCUUUGGCGCCACACUAGAGUUGCCAGACGUUUUUGGCAGACAGGAGUUUGUCAAUGUAGCGGUUGCAAAGCAGUCACCGGAUUUUUCAUACAAAGAGGUUGAGGAGGAGUCGGUCCCAGGUGUUGAUGUAGGCGCCCUGCACUGGAGCGACGUAGGAAAAAUGGUUCUGUUUGAGGCAACUCGAAUCAUGUCUUCCCAAAAGCGAAUCCCUGCGCACGUGCAACAACGGUAUCCACAGGCCUGUUGGAUGCGCACGCUAGACACCAAUAGCGAUGUCUUGUGCGCUUUUCCUCCCGGUUCCCAACCCGGUGGCACAAUUCGUUACCUUGUAGAAGCACAGGUUGUUCGUUGCGAGCAGACCCUAUGCCUCUACGCUCUCGAGUGCAGCUCACUUGCAAAGAGUCACACACACACACGCAAUCCAGCAUAUGAGGCUUCUCUAGCGGCUUUGCGAAAGCAGAGAACCCGGGAUCUCUUACGCCACAAACCGAAGCAGAAGCAGAAGCAGGGAAAGUCACCUGCUGCGACCUUCAGUACUGUCCAGCUCGGCAGUGCUCUAGCUGUACAGAGUGACGACAGUGAGGAUGACCAAUUAGUGGAUUCCCCACCACGCGAAGCGCGCGUGGCUCCAAAAACCAUUACAAGUGCAUUUGAACGGGAUUUCGUUGCACGAAACCGAAGAAAUAUCGCAUCACUCACGAAAUAUGUACCUCGGAUGACGACCGCUGACUACGACUUCUGCUGGGAGCUGUAUAAGCGAAGAGUUCCCGUUGCCCCUCCACAGCGCCCAAGGGGACCGCCGAUGCACUUCUAA
Molecule: messenger RNA, 2751 nt
Organism: Trypanosoma grayi
Lineage: Eukaryota; Euglenozoa; Kinetoplastea; Trypanosomatida; Trypanosomatidae
Exons: 1
Coding region: 1-2751 (916 amino acids)
Source: RefSeq, a predicted model, not a curated record